Molecule: messenger RNA, 2748 nt
Organism: Cucurbita maxima (winter squash)
Lineage: Eukaryota; Viridiplantae; Streptophyta; Magnoliopsida; Cucurbitales; Cucurbitaceae
Product: R3H domain-containing protein 2-like
Exons: 6
Coding region: 275-1696 (473 amino acids)
Molecular function (GO): nucleic acid binding
Source: RefSeq, a predicted model, not a curated record
CGCAGGCACGCAACCUUUGACAUGGUCUGAAACCAUUCAACCUCUUCAUCAUCAAAUCGAAUCGUACCCGUCGCCAAAUUCUCUCUACACUCUUCUGAUUUUUCUUCUUCCGUCUCCGUCACGGUGGUCGACAGUCGAAACCCUAAUCUCUAAAUGCAAUUCCGAUCCCGAAAUUCGCCUGCUACCUCGAUCUCCUGUUUGGGGGCCUUUGUUCUCUGAUAUUUCAUGACUCACUUUGUGGCAGGACUUUAGUGGUCUCCUAUUUCGUCUCCCCAUGGAGGGCUCUGCGGUUGAGGAUCUCGGAGCACCGGAGUCAUGGGAGGUCGCGAAUUUGGACGAGGCAAUGAGCCGAUUGAUGCUCCCCUCUUCGUCUCCUACGAAGAAUUCCAAAUCAUUGGAUAACUCUUUUGACGGUGCUGCUCCAGCUUCUCAUUUUUCAUCCGCUUCAUUUCCCUCUCUUCCCUCCUCGGCUUCUUCUACCAUCGAGAGGGUUCCCGAGGAUGUUGUCAAUCAGGUUGAUCAGUUCCUUCUCGAGGCUUUGCAUAACCCUCGCGAGCGUCUAUCAAUUUUGCGCAUGGAGCAAGAUGUUGAGAAAUUUAUCCGGGAUCCUGCUCGACAACAACUAGAGUUCCAGCAGUUGCCUACUUCAUAUUUACGGCUAGCUGCCCAUCGGGUGGCCCAACAUUAUUCACUGCAGUCCAUGGUUCUAUUGGACAAUAGUUUACCUGAUGGAUCUGGUUCCAAAAUUAUUGUUAGUAAGACUUCUGAAUGCCGUCUUCCAGCUAUCCGCCUUGCAGAUAUUCCCGUAAAUCUUCCAACGGAGGAAAAUAGUACCAUGAAGGUUGCUAUCAAACAGAGGCCACAGAAACGGUCUCAAGUAGCUAAAGAUGCCGGUGCCAAUUCAUCGAAAACAAGUGGCUCCAAAAGUGUGGAAGAAAGGAAGGAGGAGUAUAAUAAAGCUCGUGCUCGUAUAUUCAAUUGCAGCAGUAAUUCAGGUAGUCAUGCAGGUGUGAAAGUAGAUGCCGAUCCUAGACUACAGGAUAGUUAUCGUGGUUCCUUGGGUGCUGCAAAGGUUGAGGAGAAGAUGAUUUCAGGAGUUCCUGAUACAAAUUUUAGUAGGGGCUUGAUUGACUGUUCUACGAGUAGCAGUAGAAUAAGUAGAAGUAGGACUGACAAGGAGCUUCCUAUAAGGCAGGUGCACAAACCAAAUAGUAGGGUAGCCAUUUUUAGAGAUCGUGAGAUCGAUAUCAAGGAUCCUGAUUAUGACAGGAGCUAUGAUAGGUAUAUGCAGAGAUUCGACCCUGGGUUUGGCUUCAGUGGCGGCCCAUACACAGUGCAGCCCAUGUAUGCUCCUGCAGUGAACUACAACACUGAAUUUCCACAACUUGGAUCUGCCCAUAGACAGGCUGUUUCAGAAUGUCAGCCUAGACCACUCCCUUCCCACGUACCUGGGCCAUGGAAUGCCCAAUCAUCUCCUGCAGGUUUGGGGUAUGGUCAUCGAGAAGCAAUGGUUAGACCUUUUAAUCCAAAUGUCGAUGCGCAUUCAUCUUCUGGUGUAUAUCUGCAUUCCUCUCAGUAUCCCGGUCAGCAGUCCGGAAUGCAAUUUAUCCAUCCUCAUGAACAAACUUAUCAACCUUUUACACAGCAAUACCAACAGCAACCAGAUGCAGGUUUUGGUUUAGCACGGCCCCGGUGAGGGGCAUGGGCCAUGCCUGCUCCCUGCCAUCUGGUAGUUAAAAUAUAUCGUGGGCCUUUUCAGUGCACAUUUAUUUACUUGAAAUGGCAGGGGGCAGGCAUAAAGAACUGAUGUGGGCAUAGAAGAAGGAUUUUAUUUUCUGGGACUUGAUAUGCUUCUUCCCACCAUCAGUUUCCUAGGAGCUUCUUGCAUCUCUUAUGGUUGAUGCAGAAACUCAUUGCUUUGGAACUUGCGUUAGUAGGCUGAGCUGAUCAGGUUGCUCUUGCCACUGAUAAUGAUGAAAAGUUAAAUAGAAGAAUCAACAAUCUGCUGGGAAUGUUCCUGCAAGAUCUUCGACGAAGUUCUUCGUUAUUCUGUCGACAUUUUCAGCAUACGGGAGGAUAUGGUUUUUCGUCAUUGCAAAACUAGAGCUGUGCUUGUAAGAAAACCAAAAAUUUAGUGAAAUGAAAUGUCAUGGAAGAAAGAUCAGUGACACAACCCAGAGAAUAUCAAACAUGGGAAAAAUAUUCGGAUCAAGUGAGAUCCGUUGCUGCAGCUCGAGUACCAGUUGGAAAUCUCAGAAUUUCGUCAACAUCGAUUUCUCGUUUUUGCUCUGAACUCUACCAAAUCCUGACAAAGAAGGAUGCGUGGGACGGAAAGCAUGUUUCAUUUCCUGAUCAUCUUUAGCAGUUCGAGCAAAUCUGGGAAUCGGCUACACAUGGGAUCGAGUGGCAAUUUCACCCUUGAUGGGCAGGUAUGAAAUCUUUAGAAACGCAGCCUCGGUCUGCAUCGAGCUUUGAUGAAAAAUGGAGGGUACUCUUUGCGAAUAGCAUCAAGUUCGUACUUCGAAUGUAAGUUGAGGUAUAUGCCUCAACCAGCUUACGGCAUACACCAUAUCUUCAGCUUCUCUUAUCCUGAAGAAUCACUCCUACACCUUUCUAUAUUUUGUUUAAUAUAAUAUUAGACUGAUUGUAUAUGAUAAAUGUUAAUAUAGGUUUUGAACAUUGUUGUGGAGAAGUUGAGACUGUUUGGAAGUUCUCUUCAAUUUUCUUUCUGAUUUUUUGAAAAGAUCA